Parascedosporium putredinis is the source of this 750-nucleotide messenger RNA. The record is from the annotation of a GenBank genome assembly. NCBI's taxonomy places the organism in Eukaryota, Fungi, Ascomycota, Sordariomycetes, Microascales, Microascaceae.
AUGGCUGACUCACUCCUCUCCAAACCCCUAACCCUGCCCUGCGGCAUCAUCCUCCCCAACCGGCUCGCCAAGGCCGCCAUGGCCGAACACAUGUCCGACUCCGCCCAACGGCCCACCCGGCCCGCCUUCCAAUCCGCGUACGGCGCAUGGGCCGACGGCGGCUGGGGCCUCGUCCUCACCGGCAACGUGCAAGUCGACGUGCGCUACCUCGGCGGCCCCUACGACCUCACCAUGGAUUCCGCCUUACCGCAGGACCAGCUCCUCGCCCUGUACAAGACCCUCGCCCAGACGUGCAAGCGCGCGGGGACCCCACCAUCCUUCGCGUCCAAGUUCGCCUUUGGCACGCCGCGCGAGAUGUCCAUGCAGGAUAUCGAAGACGUGGUGCGCCGCUUCGCCGAGGCCGCGCGCUUCUGCGCGGACGCCGGCUUCGACGGUAUUCAGAUCCACGCCGCGCACGGCUACCUCCUCUCCCAGUUCCUGUCGCCGAGGGCAAAUCACCGCACCGACGCCUAUGGCGGUUCUCCCGCCGGCAGGGCCAAGAUCGUCGUCGACAUCGCCAGGGCGAUCCGGGAGGUCGUGCCGCCGAGCUUCUGCGUCGGCUUGAAGCUCAACUCCGCGGAUCACCAGGAUAGGUCUGCCACGGGUGCCUCGUCGGAGCUGGAAGAUUGCCUUGAGCAGACGACGCUGAUCGCGGCGGAAGGAUUGGACUUUUGGAAAUCAGCGGAGGAACUUACGAGAACCCUUUGGUAA